AUGUCAAAGAUUUUAAUCUUGCUUUUAGCUUAUUUAGCCUGCACUUUAGCUGUUUAUGGCAACAAGGGAGCUUGCAAAACUGGAAACUACACUGAUGUUAAUGUUGACUGGAACAGAUACUUAGGUAAAUGGUACAAUGUUGCUGUCAGCAAAUCUUUCUUAUUCUCUGAACCUUCUGACUAAUGCACCAUUGCCAACUACUCUUUGAACACUGAUGGAACUGUUAAGGUUGAUAAUGAAGCUAUCAAGAAGACUGGAAAGCUUUCUAAGGCUAUUGGAACCGCUAAGAUUGUUGGUCCUGGAUAACUCAAGGUCUCUUUCUCUAAAUUAUAACCUUUUGGUGGUAACUACGAAGUUAUUUAUGUUGAUAACGACUACUCUAUCGCCACUGUUGUUGGUUGCAAUGGUCUUGGUUUCCUUGGUUUCAGCGACGUUUGGAUCCUUGCCAGAGACUACAACGUUUCUCAAGAAUAAAUUAAUUCUGCUUUACAAGCUGCUUCUAACUAAGGUUUUGAUAUCUCUGAUGUCAACUUAGCUGGUAUCGCUGCUUGUGAUCGUUUAUGA
This is a messenger RNA of Tetrahymena thermophila SB210, 564 nucleotides long. RefSeq names its product lipocalin/cytosolic fatty-acid-binding family protein. NCBI's taxonomy places the organism in Eukaryota, Ciliophora, Oligohymenophorea, Hymenostomatida, Tetrahymenidae. The record is from RefSeq and is a predicted model, not a curated record. The transcript has a single exon.